This is a messenger RNA of Dermacentor andersoni, 909 nucleotides long. The record is from RefSeq and is a predicted model, not a curated record. Lineage: Eukaryota; Metazoa; Arthropoda; Arachnida; Ixodida; Ixodidae.
UCUUCAUCCGUACUGCCAUCAACACCAAUCACCAUUCGUCCAUCGAGCAGAAAUCAACGACACCAGCGGCGUGCCAGCGGGAACGUCUAACGUCUCGUGAGCGUCGGCUGCGGCGGUGUUCUUGUGUGUGAGAAAGAGCGUGCUGAUGCCAUGCCGUCCGGCGGUCCAAGUUACGGCAGCUACUGCUGUGUGUCGUGGUGCUUCAACAACGGCAAAACCCAGAAGAAGCCAGGAACGAGUUUCUUCCGCAUACCACGGGACGGCAGGAUGACAGCAUGGAUGCAGUACGCUGGAAGAGACGAUCUUCUGAGUUCUUUGAGCGUCGCUUCUACUAGUGACUGCCACAUGACUGCAGAAGCUGCACUACAAGGAUCUGCGGAAGAGGCUUCGAACAGCGACCCCCACACAUUGAGGUGCCCUGAUGAGCGGGUUGGCGACUCCCUUGUAGCUGGCAAAGGGGCAUCUGCUGAUCUCGGCCUGCUGGAGGAAACCUUGACCAAUCGUUCAGUUGUGACAGAAGGAACUUCUGUGAUCGGCACCUUGCAACUUUCUUCCGACAGCAGUGUCCGAGGCGCUGAACAAGCUUCACAGGACACCCUAGAAGAUGUGUCUGCCAACAGCUCCAUGAAUGAGUGCCCUACUGCAAAUGAGCUUUCCUGCGUGCCAACGACAAGUUGUGCAUCAAAAAUGUACAAGCAAACCAUCAAACGUCUCCAAGCCAAAGUAGCAGCACAGCGGAAAACUAUCAAAAGACUGCUGAGACAGCCUCACAAGUCACCGUCACCGACUACAAAGGCUCUUGGCAUUAUCCGACCAUACGUCACUGAGGAGAGAAGGAACAUGGUGACGCUCCUGCAGUUGCCAAUUCCAAUGCAUGGGCGCCAUAAGGAGCGUUUCCUCUGGAGUUGA